Molecule: messenger RNA, 753 nt
Organism: Brassica napus (rape)
Lineage: Eukaryota; Viridiplantae; Streptophyta; Magnoliopsida; Brassicales; Brassicaceae
Product: high mobility group B protein 14
Exons: 6
Coding region: 152-616 (154 amino acids)
Source: RefSeq, a predicted model, not a curated record
UUUCUUGAGGUUUUCGUUUUGUGAUUCUUUUUCGUAGAUGAUAUAACGCCACGUGGCGUAUCCGUCUCUCAUAAUCGGUUAAUUACCAAAAAGCCCCGGGAGGAAACGUAUUUUUUUUUCCGAGAAAAUCUUUUUGACGGCAGAGGAGACAAUGACGAAGAGAGGACUCAAGUCGCGGCCUUCGUCGCCGUCGUACGGCGGUGGCUCUGCUCGGAACUUGGAGUUGGUUGGGAAGUCAAGCGAGGAUGUAAGGAGCUCUACAAGACUCAGACUCAAGCCUUUGAGGAAGCCGAAGACUAGCCACAAGCAGAAGAAGAAGAAAGCUACUAAAGUCCAUGAGAAGAUGCCCAAGAAACCUCCCACUGCUUUCUUCUUUUUCUUGGAGGAUUUCAGGAAGCUAUAUCAAGAGGAGAAUCCUGAGGUCAAGUCCAUGCGUGAGAUUGGGAAGACAUGUGGAGAGAAAUGGAAAACAAUGACUUACGAGGAGAAGGUAAAGUAUUAUGAUAUAGCCACUGAGAAAAGAGAAGAGUUUCACCGAGCAAUGACUGAAUAUACUAAGCGAGUGGAAUCAGGUGAAUUUGAUGAAUCAGAGACCGAAUCAGACUUUUCUGAAUAGACCCACAUUAGAAAAACAUUUGUUCUAAGCCUUCUAAUAACAUUUAGAAGUUUGUUUUUGGUUGAGAUCUUUUCUUUCCUUGACACUCCUGUUGACUGCACUUUGAGAUUAAUAGAAAUUAACCAGUUUCUCAGGUA